Syzygium oleosum is the source of this 1427-nucleotide messenger RNA. Its product is annotated as F-box/kelch-repeat protein At1g80440-like. The transcript has a single exon. NCBI's taxonomy places the organism in Eukaryota, Viridiplantae, Streptophyta, Magnoliopsida, Myrtales, Myrtaceae. Gene Ontology annotation, molecular function: protein binding. Gene Ontology annotation, biological process: regulation of phenylpropanoid metabolic process; negative regulation of cytokinin-activated signaling pathway. The record is from RefSeq and is a predicted model, not a curated record. Bases 184 to 1254 code for a protein of 356 amino acids.
GAGAAACGUCGCAUCUCUCCACCAAUAUGAAACUCUUAACAAAAUCUUAUAAAAAGCAAACUUUGCAUCCCCUUCGUACUUAGAACCAAGACACUCGAUCAAACUAUCCAUUUCAUCUGACCUCUGGAUUUCUCUCGUCUUCUUGACCCAAAUUUGUAAUCUUCCUUGGUACUUUAUUCAUCUAUGGAGUUGAUUCCUGGUCUUCCCGACGACAUAGCCCGAGAAUGCUUGAUCCGGGUCCCCUACGCCGGAUUCUCUACCGUCAGGUCCACAUGCAAGAGAUGGAAGGCCGAGAUCGAACUUCCACAGUUUCGGUCGCAUCGCAAAUCAGCGGGCCACAGCCAAACAAUCUUCGUCAUGGCUCAAGCUGUAACUGACCCGACCCGAAACAUCGGACUCGCGAAGGUUUGCCAUGUCCCGGUUUACCGCCUGACCACUUUUGAGCCGGUUUCGGGCUCUUGGAGUGAGCUGCCCCCGCCUCCCGGGUUCUGUGGGGGCUUCCCCAUGUUUUGCCAGUUGGCCGCCGCCAGGUCGGAUCUUGUUGUGAUCGGCGGGCUCGAUCCGGUUUCGUGGGAGGCCUCGAGUUCGGUCUACAUCUACAGUUUUAUAACCUCCACGUGGCGGCGUGGGGCCGACAUGCCGGGCGCACAACGCUCAUUCUUCGGCUGCGCGUCGGAUGGGGACCGCGUGGUGUUCGUGGCCGGAGGCCAUGACAGCGAGAAGAACGCAUUGAGGUCCGCAGUGGCGUACCUUUUGGAAAGAGACGAGUGGGCGGCUUUGCCCGACAUGUCAAGGGAGCGGGACGAGUGCAAGGGGAUCUUCCGCAGCGGCAAGUUCCAUGUCAUCGGCGGGUAUGGCACCGAGAUGCAGGGCAAGUUCGAGAAGAGCUGCGAGGCCUUCGACGCCGCGACGUGGCAGUGGGGCCAGGUGCGGGAAGAAGCAUUGAUGGCGAGCACGUGCCCGAGGACCUGCGUGGAAGGUGACGCGGACGACCACUUGUACAUGUGUAAGGAUGGCGACGUGUUGGCGCUUAGAGGAUCCACGUGGCGAGUCGAGGCUAAAAUACCCGGUGACGUGCACAAUCCUAGUAAUGUGACAAAGUGGCAAGGGAAGUUGCUUGUGAUUGGGUCUCCCAGAAUCGGUGAGCCCCAAGAGGCUUACGUGUUGGACAUGAGUACGUGUACAUGGACAAACGUGGAGUUGCCGGAAAAGUUUUCCGGCCAUGUUCAAGUUGGCUGUUGUGUGGAGAUUUAGGAGGGGCAAGACUGAGAAAUAUAUAAAGCGUCUUGUGUACAGAUUAAAUAUGAAACUAUUGUUGGAUUUAUUACAAUUUAAUUGUAUAGGCGAGGGUUUUUUCAGGGACGUCUAAUCGAUGCCAUGAGAUGCGGUUUAGCGAGUGCAAUGUGAGAAAUUUUACAUGAUUGGAA